Molecule: messenger RNA, 4750 nt
Organism: Chelonoidis abingdonii (Abingdon island giant tortoise)
Lineage: Eukaryota; Metazoa; Chordata; Testudines; Testudinidae
Source: RefSeq, a predicted model, not a curated record
GUCAGAGAAGAAACAGAUUAAAUUCAAACCCAACACACCAAUUGGAAUGCUUGAAGUAGACAAAGUGAUUUUAAAGCCAAAACAUAUGGAUAAGAAAAAGCCCACUCCUAUAAUGCCAGAGCAAACAAUAAGAGUGGUAGUAAACUACAAGAGAACACAGAAGACUGUAAUGAGAGUGAGUCCACAUGAACCUCUGCAAGAGUUCAUACCGAUUAUCUGUAGCAAAUGUGAGUUUGAUCCUUUGCACACUGUAUUGCUGAAGAACUACCAGUCUCAGGAGCCCCUUGAUGUAACAAAAUCUCUUAAUGACCUUGGACUAAGAGAAUUAUAUGCAAUGGAUGUCAAUAAAGCCACUUCAGCUGCUGACUUCAAUUUAUCAUCUUUACGAGACGCCUGCCAAAUUUCUCAAAACCCAGAUACUUUGAAGGAGAGAGAAAAUAAAGGAUUUUUCAGCUUUUUUCAGCGAAGUAAGAAAAAACGUGAACAAACUGCCAGUGCCCCAGCAACGCCAUUGAUGAGCAAACCCAGGCCAACUUUCAUCAACAGAUCUAACACAAUUUCCAAGCAAUACGACUCUAACACAUUGCCAUCUGAAAUGCCAAAAAAGCGAAGAGCACCCUUGCCUCCAAUGCCUGCAUCUCAAAGUGUCCCACAGUACCUUGAACAUACCCAAGUGAGACACACACCAUCUUGUGUUGUGAAAUCUAGUAGUGUUGAUGACAAUGAACAGGGUCAGUUGGGACUAGGAAUAGUGAGAACAGGUUCUCUGCAGCUCAGUGGCACAUCAUCUGUUAACUCCUCUUUGAGAAGAACUAAGCGCAAAGCGCCCUCUCCACCCUCUAGAAUACCACAAGACCAAAGUGACAACAGUAAAAGAACUGCAUCAGAAUCUGCAGAAUCAACCCCUGUAGAAAGUAUUGUGGAAGAAAGAGAUACAGAAGUACUGUUUCCAACAGGCAAUAAAGUUGAUAUAAGCAGAGCCACAGUCCCAUCAUGUGCCUCUCAUUGCUUAGAUGCAACCAAUCAUGAACAAAACACCCUCCAGCAAGUAACUGAUGAAACUAACCUUACUGGUAACACUGGCUGUCCUGAUGCAACUGAAAUGCCUUCUAAAUCUGGAAUUUGCUCUGAAUAUAUCCUAGAUGAGAUCAGUGAAAAGGAAGAGAAGAAUAUACAGCACAAAGAGGAAAGUGAAAGUGCAGAUACCUUUCUUACAACACAAGAGAUUUCUGCCUCCUUCAUUUCUACUGAUGUACCACUAGAUAUUGAAAAAAAUGAUUCUGCUUCAUCAUCUUCAAUUCCUGGCAGUGGUUCUGUAGAUAACUUUCAAAGUUCCAAGGAAGAAAAACAAGAAAAUAUGAGCACAGAUGGCAAAGGACCACACAGUAAGAUAGACGGUGAACAAAUUACAUUUGAAAAUGACGAGAAGUUGGGAAUAUUGGGUCCAAACAAAAUUUAUGAUCAUAGUGGCACAAGAUUCCUUCUAGCAACCACAGGAGAAAAAGAAAAUCAAUGUAAGAUGGGAGAAAUUAAUACAGCAGAUGUCAGAGAAAAAAAUAAGCUUGAAGUUGACAAACUAUCAAACAGCCAAGAGUAUAAAAAUGACAUGUCUACAAAUCAGGAUGAUAAUCCUCAAGUGAAUCUAGGGAUACAAGUUCGGAAGCUAAAUCAAACGAACAUGGAGAUGGUAAAAACUCAGGAUGUUGCAAUUCAGACAACUCCAUCUGAUGAUAGGUUUGGCAGGACUACACUAAGUGAAAUGAUUGUCCUUCAAGAUUGUGAGUCAUCCACCUUCAGAGGAGUAGCCCACAUGCAGAAUUUGAAUAUAGACAAUCCACCUUUGCAGUUGAUGAACCAAGUGCAAGAGUCUGUAGAAGUAUCAACAGAACUCAACCAUCAGACACAAGAAGCUGUGGAUGACAAAGCAAUUCCCAUAGAAAAUCAAAGUACUAUAUAUGAUAAUGACAAUGGUCUUACCCCAUCAGAGAGAGCUCCAAAAAGUGCAAUUAGUUCUCCUAUUAAAGGUUACCCACUUUAUAGACAAGACUUCAAACCUAAACCUAAACCCUCUAAUGAAAUUACAAGAGAAUAUAUCCCCAAAAUUGGAAUGACUACUUAUAAAAUAGUGCCUCCAAAAUCCUUGGAAAUACUGAAAGAUUGCGAGUCGGAUGUUAUGUCAGACAUUAAGGGUCAGGAUGGAGUCACCUUGGAAAUGUCCCCAGAGUCAGAGAAUUCAAAAGAAUUUGGAGUGCAAACUGAAAUUCUUUGGGGUUCAAAAAAUACAAGUCAGUCAGAGUCUGGUUUAAAAUAUGAACCUGCUUUAGCAGUGAAUGAUCAGCUGCACAAAACUAGCAGAAUUACUGACAGUGUCUCAACUUCUGAACUUCGGGUUACUACUGAAAGCAAGCAAAAAGAAACAGAGGCUUCCAAACCCAGCAUACGCAAUGGCAUAACUCCAUUGAUGCUAAGCUCAGGUAACACACAUUCUUCACCUGAGACUCAAGAAAAAUCAAGUGUUUUCAGUCCUACAAUGAAACCUAGUUCUUUUUACUUACAGAUGCAAAGAAGGGCUUCAGGUCAUUAUGUAACAUCUGCAAUUGCCAGAAGUGUCAGUGCUGCUACUAGUCCUACUCAAAGAGAGGCUAUGAAUACAGAGAGAAACAAUAAAUUGUCGCCAUCAGAUCAGUCUUUUUUUCCUUUACAUAAAACACACAAUUUCCCUGCUCAAUUAAAUGAAGAAGAGGUUGAUAAUGAGAAAAAAAUUGACACUUCCACUUCUGUCAAAACUGCUAAACCUUUGAGUUUUCCCUCCUGUCAGCCAGCAACACUGAACUUAAGAACUCUUAGAACUUUUGCCAUUCCAAAACCAUAUUCCAGUUCUAGGCCAUCCCCCUUUGCUCUUGCUGUCUCAUCUGCAGUCAAAAGAUCACAGUCAUUCAGUAAACCACAAGCCAUCAGUAGCCAGCCAUCAAAAGAGAAAUCUCCUGUUGAACUAUCCUCAGCAACUUCCACAGGAGAUGUGAAGAACCAGUUUUUACAGACCUUAACAAGAGGUUCACAACACAAUAUGAUGGAUAAGAGUUCUGACCCAGAACAGAUCCACCAGAGUCUGCUGGCUGCUGUCCGCUCUGGAGAAGCUGCUGCCAAAUUAAAAAGGGUUGCUGCUCCAUCAAAUACUAUAUCUGUCAAUGGAAGAUCCAGGCUCAGUCACUCAUUUCCCACAGAAGAAAAAUAUAACCAUUAGAUAUUAUACCAAAUAUUUUGCACUUUACUACCAUUGCCUAGGCCAAAUUAAUACUAACUAACUGCAAAUUUUUGCAAAUGUAAAUGCAGGUGAAUGUGAGUAUACAUUGUAUAUUAAAAUAUCGGAAUUUCAUGCUGGAUCUCUUAAUUCCUGGGGAAGGUUUAUUAGAAUGUGUAACUUAUAGUAAUAUUUUUGCCUUUUUUGUAAAAGCUGAAAAUGCUGCUUCAGAACUUUUAAGAUGAGUUGCAGACGAGUUUCAUUUUUGUUUAAAUGUAAAUCAAAUGUUGAUUUCAUUUUGUACUGUUAAGACUUAAUGACAUGUAGCAACAUGCUGAAAAAUACUGAUGAUUUAGAGGAGUCUGAGAAUUUCAGAUUUUUAAGUUUAUAAUUGUAUAAUAGUAAUGUUAAAUUGUGAGUUUAAAUAUACAUCUGCCACUUGUUGCCUCAAUGUUACUUUGUUAAAUUAAAUCUUAAAAUUCAAUGAAGUUCUUUCAGAAUUUUGUAGAAAAUAGAUAUGUUUUCCUUUCUUCAACUAAGAGUAGGAAUCAAUAUUAUUUGGCUUUUAGUCGCCUUAACUUUUUUUUUUCUAAUAGCAGGACCAAAAUGAUCUGAAGUUUUUCAUACUAUUUUAAUAUUUUCUUAACACUAAUACUAUUUGGCUUUUCUCAUUCUGCUUUAUAACAAAUAAUUUUUGUGAAUAGCUUUUUCUCAUAAUAUUCUGAUAAGCAAUAAGUACCAGAUACCUUUUUAAAUGUUGUCAUCAACAUGUAGAAACAGUGGUAGGGGAAAAAAAAUUCCAGUUUUCAUAUUUAGUGAAAGAGAAAUAAAAAUUAUACUCACAUGAACUAUAACUAAAAAGAUCCUAAAAUGCUUUAAAAUUAUUCAGACAGUUUAUUAUAGUCUUAAAUCAGUACAAUAAUGAGAAAACAAAGCACAUUAUACAAAAGUCUAUAUUUAUAGAAUAAGCAUUUGCUACUGAAAUAGAAAAAGAGGUGAAGCUGGAAAACUAUAUAAAAAGAAAAGGCCUAAUAAUAGAUGCAGUGUUUGUAUCACUUUGUCUUUCUUGUCAAGAUGAUGAUUUUUAGGGGAAAAUGUGAUUAUAGUGAUGAUAAAAAAAACAAAACUGGAUUGUAGAUAUCUACUGCAAAUAUUGGGAUAUUUUCCAUUUUCUAAAAUAUUUCAUGGUGGGUUUUGGUUGAAUAAAAGUAAUUGUAUUUUGUUUAACAAUAUAUUUAUUUUGUGUUACUGAAACCAUUUGUAACAUUCAAUGGUAUUUUAAUUGCACAAAUUGCUUUAUAAUUGCUCAUUUAAGAAAAGGUUUAUUUUGAAGAAUGGCAUAUUGCCAAUGUUUUUUGUGCAAUAAUCUGGGAUCAGUGUACAUUACUUUCACUAGUUGGAAGUGGUCACAAGUAAAACUAUAUUAAAGUUGUAACAAUGAUUAAAAACCUAAGAAUGUCCUAGUAAACAAUAAUUCUUAAAUACUAAAGCAAUGAAUAUUUAUUUGCA